UGGUCACACCAAUCGUAUCGACCAUCCCGUACCACGAUAUGGUACAGACACAACGAUACCGUACCACUACCGAAGUACCGCGUUCGUUUGACAUGUUGACCAUUUUGUUCUGUGAUUUGAUGGGCGGCGUCUGCGCGUUGCUCGACCGAGUGCCGGAGUGCGCCGUCGCCUAUCAAAUCCCGGAAGGAACGUGCGGUUACCGUUCGUAUUUAUCACGUCUGUCCACACUUUUAUAUACCGUUACCAUUAACCGCGCUCGCGGUAAACGUCGAUCUUCCGCCGUACCACAACCCUAGUCCCAACGAUUCUACCUGCCGAAGUCACCGGGCGGCGGACACAUGAAUAAUAAUAUCACGGAACAAUAAUAAUAAUAUCGUCCGACGGGUGACGACCGGCGACGAGCCACUCCUCGGAAAAUUACUGCACCAGCGACGCUGUCCGUUCCCUAAUCACUAUUCAAGUCGCCCUCACACCGCCCCCUCACCAUUGUCCGUGAUAAUAACAAAAUAUUCUACUGUUCAGCACAAAAUAAAUAUUGUUACAAUGUUAUUGUGUAUUUGUGUCUUGUGACAACUUGAGUAGUUGAGUCCAACGACUCCAUUAUAUACCCUAGUGGGCACUAAUAAGUAUUAAGUAAUAGUGCUAUAGUAUCGACGGCAGCGCUUGCGUCUCGUUCAAACUGUUGUAAAAUAAUGUCAUUUGUAUGUUGUAUGUCACAAUAGUACCGAUCGUCGUUGUAAACACCUGCUUGUGUGUGUUUUUGGUUGAAGACAAUAUACCGCCGUACGACGUCCAUCCGAUUUUCGUCCGAAAAACCGAUCGGUCAUCGAUAAUCGCGUAGUGUUUUUUUUUUUAAAAAUUAAUUAACAAUUAAACGAUCGUGGUAAGUCCACAGCGAAAUGGACGAUUUCGUGGUAUACUAUAAUGUAGUCUGUAAUAAUUGUAACCGUCGACGGACGACGAUAUCUUACUCGACAUGUCGUGUCCCGAAAACAAAUCGAAGUAAUCAUCGUCGAUGUACUUAACAUCGUCGUUGGUCGCGGAUCUCCCGGUACUCGGGAUUUAAUUGGUUAUCAAGAUGUGUUCAAAAUUCAAUCCGAUCAGUGUUUAAUCGAAUUUUUGCGAUGCAUUGCAUCAAUUAUUAUGCAUGUACUAUUCAUCACGUUUUCAUUAUUUGCUCUGGUCUCGGUGCAGAGUUUAAAAAAAAAAAUCUCGUUCGUUUUAAAACGCCAAUUGUUUUUUGAGAAAUACCUACUACGCUAUGGCGAGUCCAACAGCUAUGCGUUUAUGGGAUUGUGUUUGGAAUACAGUCUGUGUACUGUUGGUGUCAAUUAAUAAUAUUCACUUCAUGCCUGUAGUAUUUUUUUGUUUAUUAAAUAAUCUGAUCGAGUCUAAUUUAUUAACAAUGGAUCUCAACAAGGUACAUUAUUUCAAUAUUUUCUUAAAAUGAACCUACAAAAAACAAAUGGAUAACAAAUGUUUCAAUUUUAAUUUGUCACAUUUUUAUGAAAAAAUUAUUGAAGUGUGAAAACCAGAAAAAUUGUCUUAUGUUUGUGCCUAUAUAUUAUCUCCCUAAUUCCAGACAAAAUUCUAAGUUGUAUUAAGUGUUGUUCAGUUAUUUUUAUAUUUUUUAAACAAAUAAAAGAUAAAAUCUAGUAUUUCUCUUUCAAAAUUAAAAACAGGGUAUCAUAAGAUUUCAUGAAUCUAUAUAAAAAUAAUAAUUUUAGCUAGGUUUAGGUAUUUUCUUUAUUUUUUUCGCUUAAAUUUUUAUCCAUUGAGAUCCAACAACCAUUAUCAUUUUGAAAAAUAAGUGUGUUUACAUUUUAAGUAUUGUAUUAAUUCAAAAAGUUAUUAUUUUUAUAGCAUCAAUGGAUGAAGACUCAAUUAGUGUUCAUGGAUCUACUGCUGAUUCCAUUGAAGCAUUUGAUGAACUUCAAGUGCUUGACGAAAUCACAGAUGAAACCGACAAUAUUAUUGAAGGUGAUGACCAAUUAGAUGAAGAAUUUGAUACUAGAAGUGAAGCCAGUUCUAGUUCCAUUGAUGAAACUUCAACAAGAAAUAAGAUUAAAUCUGAAAGAUACAUAAGAAUAGAAAAAGAAUCACCUGCUAAAAAUAAACCAUCCGAAGAAUAUUUAUCUCAACUAAAACUUUUGUUGAAAGAAGCUCGGUUUUUCAUUAUAAAAAGUAAUAAUUAUGAAAACAUUGAGUUGGCUAAAGUUAAAAAUUGUUGGUCUACAAGACCGUGGAAUGAAACAAAGUUAAAUCAAGCUUUCAGAACAUGUAAGAAUGUAAUUUUGAUAUUUUCAGUUAAAGAAAGUGGUAAAUUUGCAGGGUUCGCUAGAAUUUCUGAAGCAGCUAGAUAUGAUUUGUCACCGGUUGGUUGGGUACUACUUGGAAGCCGUAAUUUAUCUGGAGUAUUUAAAGUUGACUGGAUUACUACAAAAGAGUUAGAAUUCAAUGAUACUUCUCAUUUAUAUAACGCAUACAAUGAAGGAAAAACUGUCAAAAUUGCUCGUGAUGGCCAAGAAGUUGAUGCUAAGACUGGAUUACAAUUGUGCUCAAUGUUUCUAGAAGACAAAUCAAUUGAUUUUCAGUACAUUUUAAAAAAAGCAAAAAAUCAUCAGCCCUCUAUUAGUACAGCCGAAUUACGACAACGGCGUAGAGUGCUUGGUUUACCAGAUGAAGGACCAACAAGUAAAGAGUAUAUACAUGCUUACCGAUUUGGGAUACCACAUAAACAACCACCAAGGAUGUUAUCACAUCCAUAUUAUGUACGCCCACCUUUGUAUCCAUCAUACCAAUAUAAUUUAAGUGGAUCACCAAUGGUACAACGUUAUUAUGACGAUGUACCAUUGCCACCUUUUCGGCUUCCUAUACAUGUACCAGAAACAUACCCAAGACCGUUAGAAGAUUACUAUAAAAGAGACAGAUUAGUUAAUCUCAGAGAAUAUCAUUCGAGUCAAAGACGUGAAAAAGAGCGCCAUACUCAUAGGCAUCGUUAUCAUUAAAGUUUUUGAAAAUACAUUCAAAAGAUCCUCUUUAGAUUACUAAUACUGAAAUAUUAGUAUUAAGUUUACUAGUCUUAAAAGUAAAUACCUUUUUUUGUUAUUAUUAUUUUUGUAUAAUUGGAAAUUUUAUCCUACUAUGAUAUUAUGUU
Molecule: messenger RNA, 3157 nt
Organism: Myzus persicae (green peach aphid)
Lineage: Eukaryota; Metazoa; Arthropoda; Insecta; Hemiptera; Aphididae
Gene: Ythdc1
Product: YTH domain-containing protein 1
Exons: 2
Coding region: 1869-3008 (379 amino acids)
Biological process (GO): mRNA splicing, via spliceosome; regulation of alternative mRNA splicing, via spliceosome
Cellular component (GO): nucleoplasm
Molecular function (GO): mRNA binding; N6-methyladenosine-containing RNA reader activity
Source: RefSeq, a predicted model, not a curated record